AUGAAUCUGUGGCUUCUUACCCUCUGGGUCACUUUGGUGACAGCCUGGGUCGACAACCAAGGCACAACAUGUACUUUGUACCCCGAAUCUCUUACUCAUCAGGGGCAGGAGGUUGAUGACUCCCCGUCGAUUCAACAAGCCUUUGACAUGUGUGGCACCAACGGGACGGUCAUUUUCUCCGAGAAUGUCUUCCACGUAAACACCGUUCUCAACACAACCAAUUUGCUGAAUUGUGAUGUUCAUCUCCGGGGCGAGCUACGCUUCUCGGCCAACGUCCCAUACUGGCGAACCCAUGCCAUCAGUGUUGUUCUGCAGGAUCAAGUCACUGCCUGGCUGUUUGGUGGUCACAAUGUGAGCUUCUAUGGUGAGGGUGGCUUUUACAACGGAAAUGGCCAAGCGUGGUACAAUGCCAACCGGAAUGAAUCGAAUCAGGCCGGACGACCGAUGAGUUUCACGGUCUACAACUCGACCGACCUUCGUGUCGAUGGACUGAGGGUGAUCCAACCGCAGUUCUGGGCAACCUUUGUGUGGGCCAGCAAGAAUGUCUCCUUUACCAACUUGUUUGUGAAUGCGACCAGCGACAGCGAAUGGGGCACCAUGAACACCGAUGGGUUCGAUUCGUGGCAGAGCGACAACUUGCUGGUGGAAAAUGCCACCAUUAUCAUGGGCGACGACUGUAUCGCCGCCAAGGGAAACACGACGAACCUCCUCGCCAAGAACAUCUAUUGCGAAGGCGGCACCGGCGUCACGAUUGGGUCGAUCGGUCAAUACCCCGAGAUGCCCGACUACAACCUCAAUAUUACCUUUGAGAAUGUGACCAUCAAAGAUGCCAUGGAUGGUGCCUACAUCAAGACCUGGCAAGGCACCCGCAUCUUCACUCCCAGCAACGGCGACUGGGGUGGCGGUGGAACUGGUCUGGUCAAGAAUGUUACUUUCCGCGACUUUGUGAUGGACAAUGUGGGACUUCCGAUUCAGGUCGCUCAGUGCGUGUACUCAGCGGGUUCCAACAAGAGCUGCAAUACCUCGACGUUGCAGAUCGAAGACGUGAAAUGGGAAAACAUCCGUGGCACAUCCCGGUUCAACAUCGCCUCGUCUAUCUACUGUUCGGAUGAGGUCCCAUGCCCCAACAUGAGCUUUGAGAAUGUGAACAUCACUAGUCUGAAUGCCACCCGUGGCCAGGCGUACUACGAUACGGAUAUCCAGUACGAACUCUUCCAGUGCACAAACGUCGUGGAUCAUCUCGGAAACUAA
Messenger RNA from Aspergillus oryzae RIB40, 1251 nucleotides. RefSeq lists its product as uncharacterized. Lineage: Eukaryota; Fungi; Ascomycota; Eurotiomycetes; Eurotiales; Aspergillaceae. Bases 1 to 1251 code for a protein of 416 amino acids. The transcript has 2 exons. The record is from RefSeq and is a predicted model, not a curated record. Gene Ontology annotation, molecular function: polygalacturonase activity. Gene Ontology annotation, biological process: carbohydrate metabolic process.